AGUGGACAUUUUGGUCUUUGUCCGCGGGUCAGUACGGCCCCUGGUUCCACGUGGCGCGAAAGUAGGAGGCAUAUCUUUAAAGUUGACGGCGACACGAGGAAUUGCCUAGUAGUAUCAAGUUUUAAAGUGACUAAACCAAAUGUGAUCCUCCAUUGAAGCAACACGACUAACUGUAUAGUGAAGGAAGUAGAAAGGAAAUCUUUCCAGAAGCCUGAGAAGAUGAUGAACGGAUAGGUGACAAGAUUUGGGAGGCAAGUUGCAUCCAUCUUAAAGUGCAGACUGAAGAAAAAACAGUGAAUAUAAGCAAAUUAGAAAAGUACUUCUGAUCUCAGACUUUGUAUCUUUUAAGGCAACACCUUUUUGAAGUUUUGAGUUUAAAAGACAUUCAGAAUUAAUUAUGAGAAAAGUUGUGUAGGAAAGAAUUAUCAUUUUAAUUAGCUUGGAAGUCCUCUGGCUUAUUCUUUAUGGUAUUAAUUCUCUUUAAGUGUAAAUCAGUGUGGAAAUGCCUUCAGUUUAAAAAGUUUGUACCCCCUCUUUUAUUAGAGCAUUCACACUGGAGAAAAACCCUAUGAGUUUAUUGAGUGUGGGGAAACUUACACUUGCAUGUCACAUCUCAUUGAAUGUAGAAGUCAUGCUGAAGAGAAAUACUGUCCUUCUAAGAAAUAUUGAAAAGCCUUUAGCUAGAUGACAAAUCUCUCUGAACAGCAAAAAAUUCAUGUUGGAGAGAAACCAGUGAAUGCAGCAAUACAUCAUUAAAUAUUAGAAAAUAUAUACUGGAGAGAACGUUUUGAAUAUAUUGAGUAUGAUAACAUUUUCUCUCAAAUCUUAUCCUUUACUUUGCAUUUGAAGGCCAUACACAGAGAAGCCUUAUAAAUGUAAGAAAUGUGGAAAUAUCUUCAGCCAAAAGUAAAUUCUCAUUCAUCAAAAAAUUCAUACUGGAAAGAAACCUUGUGAAUGUGGGCAAGCUUCCAUUCAGAUGUCACAACUCAGUCAGCAGAGAAUUUAUAGUGGGGAAAACCCCUUUGCUUGCAAGGUAUGUGGGAAAGUCUUCAGCCACAAAUCAAAUCUCACUGAGCAUGAGCAUUUUCAUACUAGAGAGAAACCCUUUGAAUGCAAUGAAUGUGGAAAAGCCUUUAGCCAAAAGCAGUAUGUCAUUAAACAUCAGAACACCCAUACUGGAGAGAAGCUUUUUGAGUGUAAUGAAUGUGGAAAAUCUUUCAGCCAGAAGGAAAACCUCCUUACCCAUCAGAAAAUUCACACUGGAGAGAAACCCUUUGAGUGUAAAGAUUGUGGGAAAGCUUUCAUUCAAAAGUCAAAUCUCAUCCGACACCAGAGAACUCACACAGGAGAGAAGCCCUUUGUGUGUAAGGAGUGUGGAAAAACCUUUAGUGGCAAAUCAAACCUUACUGAGCAUGAGAAAAUCCAUAUUGGGGAGAAACCCUUUAAAUGUAGUGAAUGUGGAACAGCUUUUGGCCAGAAGAAGUACCUCAUAAAACAUCAAAACAUUCACACUGGAGAGAAACCCUAUGAAUGUAAUGAAUGCGGAAAAGCCUUCUCUCAAAGAACAUCGCUUAUUGUACAUGUGAGAAUUCAUUCAGGGGAUAAACCUUAUGAAUGCAACGUGUGUGGAAAAGCCUUCUCUCAGAGUUCAUCUCUUACUGUUCAUGUGAGAAGCCAUACAGGUGAGAAACCCUAUGGUUGCAAUGAAUGUGGGAAAGCUUUCUCUCAAUUCUCAACCCUUGCUCUGCAUUUGAGAAUACACACAGGUAAGAAGCCUUAUCAAUGUAGUGAAUGUGGGAAAGCUUUUAGCCAGAAGUCACACCACAUUAGACACCAGAAAAUCCAUACUCAUUAAAAGUCCUGUGAACACCUUGAAAAUGGCAAAGUUUUCAUCAGGAAUUUACAACUCAAUAGUGAAUCAGAAAGAAUCACUCUGAAGUGAAAGCAUCAUGAAUGAGGUAAACUAACAAAUAUUAAAAACUUAGGGGACACGAGGGAAUUCAUACCGAAGAGAAAGACAUUUAUAUGAUAAAAAGCCUACAAAAAAACCUAUAGCAAAGGUAAUACUGAAACUUUAGACACAUUUCUACUAAAAUGGAAAUGAAACAUAACUGUUAGCCAUUGCUGUCAUCUUAGAUUGGAGAUCUUCACCACUCUAAUAAGAAAAAUAAGUUGUAAGUAUUGAAAGACAAAUACAGAUGAUUAUGAUGAACUACAAAUAAAAGAAGACUCUUGUAUUAAUUCAGAGCAGAAGAGAUUCCAGAAAGAUCUAUGCAUUUAUUAUUUGGGAUAUGAUAGAAACAGCAUCAGGUGAGGACAUAAAGGGGACUAUUUUAAAAAAUGAUUUGGAGGUGAUUUGUUCUCCAAGAGGGAGAAAAUAGACCAUGAACUAUCAACAAAAAAUCCACGGAGAUUAAAAACAGGAACAUGAGAAGGCUAUAUUCUAAAUGGUUAUUACCUUGGGAAGUAGGGACACGUUCCUGUAACAGCUUCAAAACUGCUUAGCAAUUCUGCUCAUGAGUAUGUAUGCUCAGGAAAUAUGUACCAGGAUAUUAAUCACAGCUUGGUAUGAAGUACACAGAAAUGGAACAAAAUGGAAAAUUCUUGACAGAAUACUGUAUAUCUGUCAAAUGCAACAAAUGAUAUUAACAUUUAUUAACAGAUCUGAAAAAUGUUGAAGGGGAAAUCAAGUUGCAGCAUGAAAUACAAUACAAUGAUUAUAAAUUCUAAUUAAAACUUCCUUCACAAAAUUCAGUACUAUAUACUGGUAAUGGAUACAUAUAUGUAUGUAAAUGUUUUUGAAAUGAUUUGGAAGGAUACAGAUGAUGAUGGUCACCGCUGUGUAGAGUCAAGAAGGGAAGGGAAUGAGUGUGGGAGGAGGGAGGGUAUUGGUUAAAGGGGUCUUCAGCUUUUUACAUAAAUAAUUCAUUUCUCUUUAAGAAGACUGCAAAUAUAACGAUACUAGUUGAUUCUGGAUUGUGGUAUAUGGAUAUCUUGUCUUAUCUUUUGUAUUUUUCUGUAUUUUUAAAAUUUCUCAAAAUUAAUAAGAAUGGGGAAGAGGAUGGGAACACUGUACCUGUAGAAAUCAUGUUAUAAUGGAUUCAUUCCCAGUCAAAUCCUAAGCUUUUUAUAGAAAAUAUUUCUAAAAUUUUAUCACCAAUGAGUGGAUGGACUUGCUCUCUAUGUAAUAUGAAAUUAUCUAUUUUAUUAAAAUUAAAAAGACUGCAUA
Messenger RNA from Otolemur garnettii (small-eared galago), 3229 nucleotides. It is a transcript of the gene ZNF146, whose product is annotated as zinc finger protein 146. The coding region runs from base 977 to 1855 and encodes 292 amino acids. The transcript has 4 exons. Lineage: Eukaryota; Metazoa; Chordata; Mammalia; Primates; Galagidae. Gene Ontology annotation, biological process: regulation of immune system process; regulation of cytokine production; negative regulation of transcription by RNA polymerase II. The record is from RefSeq and is a predicted model, not a curated record.